This is a messenger RNA of Alosa alosa (allis shad), 1847 nucleotides long. It is a transcript of the gene hhla2b.2, whose product is annotated as HERV-H LTR-associating 2b, tandem duplicate 2. Gene Ontology annotation, biological process: positive regulation of T cell proliferation; negative regulation of T cell proliferation; immune response. The record is from RefSeq and is a predicted model, not a curated record. Gene Ontology annotation, cellular component: external side of plasma membrane. Bases 172 to 1353 code for a protein of 393 amino acids. The transcript is spliced from 7 exons. NCBI's taxonomy places the organism in Eukaryota, Metazoa, Chordata, Actinopteri, Clupeiformes, Clupeidae.
UGUCAGACUUGUCAACUGCAGCUUUAACAAACCACAAAAAUGUGCCCUGGUGAUUUAGUGGAAUUGGUGACCGGUUUGAUGUCCCAUGUAAAAAUUACUGCAGCAGACUGUACUUUGAGCCAAUCGCUGCACAGUGAAAAAAGGAAACAGUAAAAGAUAAGGGAGGACUAUAUGGCUUGGACAUAUGAAUUGAUCCUGGUUGUACUGCUCUGGAUUCUGAAAAUCACAGAAGGACAAAAUGCUCAAGUCACCUGUGUCAUCUCUAAACGUUGCAUGCUUCCCUGCACCAUUGAACCCCAUGGAGGGGAUGUAGUGAUUCACUGGUACCAAGCUAAAAACAAUGACAAUCCAGUUCAUAGUUAUUAUCUAGGAAAGGACCAACCAUUUUACCAGGACUCAAGGUAUAGAGGAAGGACUUCACUAUUUACAGAUCUGAUAUCUCCUGGAAAUGCAUCACUCUCAUUAACUGACGUCAAGAUAGAAGAUCAGGGCAGGUACAAGUGUUACACCAGCACCACGAAGGGGAAUGACGAGCAAUUUGUGAAAGUAGAAGUGGAAGGUCCAUUCAAGUCAGUGGAUAUAACAUUGGUCACUGACACACUGACGUGCAGUUCUGAGGGCCUCUACCCGACUCCCACCCUCGUCUGGUCUACUGACCCACCCUCAGAUACACAGAUACAACCAGAGACGGCAGAGACACAAUCAAACGCCCAGGGCUUGUUCUCAAUAACCAGCAGUGUGAAGAAGACGUCCAACAGCACUUAUAUCUGCACUGUUACAGCAGGGCAGACCACCCAGACAUCUUCACUAAAACAGCAGAGCCUUAGUGCUAAGGAAGGUGAGGAUUUGAUCAUUCCCUGCAGUGUCCCAGGGGCAAAUGCAAACCUCAAGGACUUCACACUAACCUGGCUUUUCGAUGGGAACGCAAAGGUCCUCACCUUUGACAGUCGCACGUCUCAGAGUGAAGCGUACUGCCCGUGGAAAGGCCAUGUGAAGUAUACAGACAAAGAAACAGCAAUCACACUUCACAACCUGAAUGACAACACUUUGAGUGGGAGAUACAGCUGUGAAGUUGUUACAACCAAGUUCAGACACUUAGAAGAAACAGAAGUCUUUCUGCAGUCUGAAAGAGGCCCUGGAGGUCCUCACCCAGCUGCAAUAGCUGUACCUGUUGCUGUGGUAGUAAUAAUAAUUGUUGGCCUUGUAGGCAUAGUUGUCAAAAAAAAAAUAUGUGAUGCUACAGCUACAGCUUUUACAUCUGAAAACGACAAUACAGCAUGUGAGCUACAGACAGAUAAGCCGUCAUCUGAAACUGGCAAUGCAGAGUCACAAAAACUGACAAAUGGACAAUAAAUCUGAGAAUAACAGGAAAUAGUAAUGUGUUUAAAACCAGAACAUCAAGUCGUAUAUCCAGAACAAAGCAGAACAUCCAAAACCAACCAGAACUGCCAGGUGAGCACCAUCAAGAGACCGCCUGUCUGAGAGAAACAGUAUAGGCCUAUACUGUACAUCUCAGCAGGAGACUUUGAGACUUUUUGUUUAGUUUUUGGAACUGGAACAAAAUGAAGGAUUGUACAAUAUGCAAUAUAAUAUAAGGACCUGAGCUGUACAAAAAAUAGUUAUUGUAUGGAGAUGAGGGAGGAUAUAGUGACCAUUUCUGUGAGCUAUUUGUACAUUCACAACAGUUAGCAGGUCUGGGUACACUGCAUUACUGGGAGAGGGAGUUAAGUCAUUUAGAGAUGAAUGACCGCGUCGCAGGAAGUGCAUCAUAAUAAAGGGACGCCAGACCCUCUUGUAACAGCUGUACUCAGUGAUACUGCAGACUCGUAAAAUUAGUUAGAAAAUAA